AGGCUCCUUGUGGCAGGAAGCAGCUUUCUGCUCCACAUAGCAGUCAGCACCCUGCGUUGCUCUGAGAAGUCUGAGCCUUUUCACUCUCAGCUUUGCUAUGCCUCUUUGAGCUGUCCAGCCAGAUUCCGCUCCCGUGUGUAGCAGUAACAGCUGCAGUGCACAUCUUGGGGCCACUGGUAGCUCAGUGUGACGUAGAGCAGCCCCAACACAGCUCUACAUUGUACCGAGGACCGAGCUGAUAUCCAGAAUAAUGAAUCCCUGUGUUGAGCACAACGCACCUCUAGCGGAGGAUCACAGCUAGCAUGAGAUAAAUUUUACUCUGCUAUCAAAAGCCUCAUGUCUACAGUGUCUCAGAGUCUUGCGGAAGCCCAGGUGGAUAGAGAUACUAUUAGAAGAGAUGUCAAGAGAAAUCUGUCACAUCAUCAGGACUAUCUAGAAUUGAAGAUGUCCAAAGAAUUCAAUGUGUUUAACAGUCAACCUCUUAAUGUGUCCAAGGAGGUUGCUGGGGUUAGGCUGGGGAUUGAGAAAGACCGAUCACAUCUCCAGGAAGCCACAGAGUUAAGGAACCUAACACACAGCAUGUCGAAGGAGCUGGCUGAGGUGAGAAGGGACCAUGACAGGCUCCAGGAGGUCUUGAGCAGGGUGCAGGACGAGUUACGAAACCUCAAAGAAUUCACCUCCAUAAAAUAUCCACCUGACUGGCAGAGUUUUGAGAAAAGUUGCUACUUCUUUUCAGCAUCAACUAAAUCGUGGCCGGACACUAAGCAGUUCUGUACUGAUCAAAGGUCUGGCUUGGUUAUCGUUAACACUGAAGAGGGACAGAUGUUUUUGUCAAAGCACAUCACUAAGCCCCAAAUGUACUUGCUAGGCCUUAGCGACUCAGCGAAGGAAGGGAAGUGGCGCUGGCUGGACAGCAGCCUCCUGUCUGUCAGAUUCUGGGGGCCCAGGGAACCCAACAAUGCUGGGGCACACGGGGAGGACUGUGGCAGCCUGCACUUUAACGGGAAGUGGAACGAUGCCAUCUGCUCCUUGACUGAGCACUGGAUCUGCGAACAGAAUUGCUAG
Gopherus flavomarginatus (Mexican gopher tortoise) is the source of this 1065-nucleotide messenger RNA. Its product is annotated as C-type lectin domain family 17, member A-like. NCBI's taxonomy places the organism in Eukaryota, Metazoa, Chordata, Testudines, Testudinidae. The transcript has 8 exons. The record is from RefSeq and is a predicted model, not a curated record. The coding region runs from base 337 to 1065 and encodes 242 amino acids.